Molecule: messenger RNA, 4180 nt
Organism: Linum trigynum
Lineage: Eukaryota; Viridiplantae; Streptophyta; Magnoliopsida; Malpighiales; Linaceae
Source: the annotation of a GenBank genome assembly
AUUCGCCAACAACACAGGCAACAUUAUACAACUAAUAUUCAAAAUCAGAAGAACUAGUAUUCAUCAACAACACAAUCAACAUUAUACAACUAAUAUUCAAAAUCACAAGAACUAGUAUUCGUCAACAACACAGUCUACAUUAUACAACUAAUUUUCAAAUCACAAAUCACUAGUAUUCAAUAGAUUGAAGGUUACGGUAACAACUACUUUUGGAUUCAACCAUAUUUACUGAUUCUAAGCAAGAACUGAUUCUAAGCAAGAACCCAAAAACUUGGUCAACAAAAAAUUCACAUAUCUCGCCCACACAAGACACAUUCUGAAGAAUACCCAUGAGAAUCGAGUCGAUUUUGAAGGUGUACUGAAAAAACCCUAAACGCGUAUUCAGUGAACCCUAAACACUCAAGAAUGAAGCAAAAAAGGGGAUUCAAGGCAAAACCCCACAGCUAGAAAGAAAAGGACAGAGAGAAUCGUCCUCACCGGUAUUAAUAGGCGAGAAAGGUCAGCCGAAAUACAAAGAACUCGAGGAAGGACGAUUCUUCCUCGUCAAAGCUCUCCUGGUUAUCGACUGGGCUGCUCGUCGCCGACAAGAGAAGGACGAUUUCUUCCGCGCUUUUCUUGUUCCGGUGUUCCUCGCUUUUCUUUGUUUUUGGGAGGGGGUGGUCUGUGUUGCUCUGGUUCGACGAGAGCAAAACAGAGAAAGAAAAACGGAGAAAGAAGAAGAAUAGAGAAAGAAGGAGCAGAGAGAAGGAAGAAGAGUGGAGGAGGAGACAGGAAUCAGGGUUUUUUUUUCAAUUUCAAAACUCCAACUCGAUGACCCCACCACCUUUCCCUCCCUUCAGUUUUUGGCUCGGCUCAGCCGGCUUCACUUUUCUCCUUUCCUCUCUUACGCCCAGCUCGCUCAAUCAUGACCGACCGUUACUGGCUUGGCGAUGUGGCCCUCUCCCCGCCGUGUGAGUUGGCGCACACAAAAUUUGAUGUGUGUACCAUAGCGAAAUUGUGGGGAAGAUUUUCAGGCAAAGCUCAGAAAUCGCGGGCUCAAAACGCGCCGGCUGAUCGUCUCCGCCGCCGCCGUCCUUCACACUUUCCUCCGCUCCUCUCGCGGGCGCCGCCGUAAUUGUUGGUCUACUAGUCGACUACUACUACUUCUUAGAAUCUCUGUCGCCUCAGACCAGAUAGUGCGUGGAAUCGCCGAAAUCGUGCGGGGGAGGGAAACGCAAACGCCGGUAGAUCGGAGGAGCGCUCGUCUCUUUUUCCGACCAUCACCACCUCUCCGCCUGAUCUGUUUCCGUCUCUGUCGAUCCGUUGCUGUUCAUUCUCCGCGUUUGUGAGGACGUCGGUGAAAACCCUAGGUAUUUUGUUCUGUAGGUAGGGUUUGUGGAAUUGUUGUUGUAUUCAGUGUACUGGAAUCGAUUUGCAUGAAGGCAUUGUUUCUGCAGUGUACUGGAAUCAGGAGGUAGAUGAAUCCCCUUAAGUGUUCAUUCGUCACUGGCUGGGAUAUGAGCUGAACUCUUCCUCCGUUUUAGUUCCAACCCUUUAUUAGUGGGGAAUUAUCAAAUCUUAUCACUUCCAAAAUGCAAUAUGACAAAGCACAUCUCACGACUACUGAAAUGUUCGAACUAAGAAUGUCUAGUAUUGUACAUAUCUGAGGUGUGGGAAAGCAAGAUUACUCCACUUACAUCUUUUGUAUUCCCAAACUUUUCUUCUUUCUAAAUUCUAACCACAAUCUCUUGUCUUGUUUGGUGAAAGCAGCAAGCAAUCAUGGCAUCUAACGACAAUUUUACUGACAAAGACGCAGUGUUUAGGAAACUCAGAGGAAAAUCUGAGAACAAAAUGUGUUUUGAUUGUAAUGCAAAGAAUCCUACGUGGGCUUCUGUAACCUAUGGGGUCUUCCUCUGCAUCGAUUGUUCUGCUAUUCAUCGUAGCCUUGGUGUGCAUCUGACUUUUGUAAGGUCCACGACUUUAGACUCAUGGACGCCAGAGCAGUUAAAGAUGAUGACUUUUGGUGGAAAUAACCGUGCAAAUGUGUUCUUUAAGCAGCAUGGCUGGACAGAUGGGGGUAAAAUUGAGGGAAAAUAUACAUCUAGAGCUGCAGAUUUGUAUAGGCAAAUUCUCUCAAAGGAGGCUGCAAAAAGCGUGGCCGAAGAUGUGGCCCUGCCAUCGUCGCCAGUUUCUUGUCAGUCUGCUGAAGGCACAAAUGGAUUGCUUGAUGUGACUAUAACUGACUCUUCUAAAGAAACAUCAUUAGAAAAGCAGGAAACACCUGUGGUAGCUACUUUGUCAGCACCCCCUUUAAAAGUCCAUCCAGUAGUUACCACUUCUACAGUCAAGAAGCCUCUUGCAGCAAGGAAAACUGGGAAGACUGGGGGUCUUGGUGCCAAAAAGCUCACUACAAAGCCAAAUGAAAGUCUCUAUGAUCAGAAGCCUGAAGAGUUACCUCUUCCUGUUCCAUUGUCUUCGACUGGCAACCCAAAAUCUGGGGCAUCUCUUACAUCUCGUUUCGAGUAUGUAGACAAUAUCCAGCCCUCGGAUAUGGUUCCUGGUGGACAACGAGUGAUUAGCCAUGUUUCUGCACCAAAGUCAUCAAACUUCUUUGCAGAUCUUGGAAUGGAUAGUGGUUUCCAGAAAAUAGGGAACUCAAGUUCCUCUAGAGUGCAAAUUGAGGAGACGGAUGAAGCUAGGAAAAAGUUCUCAAAUGCCAAGUCGAUUUCAUCAGCUCAAUUUUUUGGCGAUAAGAAUAAAUCAGCUGAUGUUGAUGCUCAAGCUUCUUUGGAGAAAUACUCGGGUUCUUCAUCCAUCUCAAGUGCGGAUCUUUUUGGUCGCAGCAACGACAAUGCAACCAUCGAUCUUACUGCAAGUGACAUGAUCAACCGGUUAUCUUUCCAGACACAACAAGAUAUUGCCUCGUUGAAGAACAUCGCUGGAGAGACGACGAAGAAGCUCAGCUCCUUAGCAUCGUCAUUGAUGACAGAUCUUCAAGACCGAAUCCUUUGAUAUGAAAUGCACAUUUCAAAACACAUCUGGAAACCAUAGGAAAAAGUCCUGCUUGCUGCCAUUUGGUAUGUGGUGGGAAGCCAAGUAUAAAGACACCAAAAAAUAGUGAGUUGAGAAUGUUUGAAGUUCCCAGAGGAUGUAGUUUUAUUAAUUUUUGAACCGUUGGUCGGGAGAUUUGUAUAGUGAGAAGCCAUCUUUUGCUGUCUGGUGUGUGUUUUGUGGGGGGGAAAUCCAUGUUUGUGACGUCCCAUGAACUAGAACGGUUGGUGGCAUAUGUAGCAAGUUCUUUGUACUACCAUCAUCUGAAAAAAUAAGUCCUUGUACUCUUGUCAUUAUCCAUUUCAAGCCCUUUCAUGGAAAAAUUAACCCUAAUUCUCAAAUUCGCCAUCUUUAAGACGUUUCCCCCUUCAUUGCGAUACCAACGCAUGCAUUGUUACAGAUCCCUAACUAGCCAAGCAGUGCAAGGAAAUAUAUAAGCCACUUGCAAGAUGUGAUCUAGCUAGGGCAUAAUAUAAUAAUGACAGUGCAACAUUUAAGUUGGUUCAUGUAUGUGUGAAGAGCAGAUGAUUUAUUUCCUAAUGCUGUUUAUUAGGGAGGGCAACAAGGUGGCCCUUUUCCUGGAGGGAUUUGACAGUUUCAUACAAGCAUUGCUUCACUGGUGUGAACUCCAACCCUAGCUCCUUCAGCUUCUGGCAGUUGAACUUGUGUGGUUUUGCUCUUGGGUUCUUCUCAUCCGAGCACCUGCAUGUAUUAUCAGUUUCAAAUAUACAUCAUCUCAUGCAUAUUUACAUAUGAUCAAGUGAAUUACCAAUGCAAAUUGGAGAUUUGGCUCUGUUUUCAGAACCGGACUGGAGGCUGGAUCGGAAUAGUUAGUGGUUUAGGAUUCAGUGGUCAACUGUUACGAAAUCGUGGGUUCACCUUUGAUAGAAUCGUUCAUGAUAUAUAACAUACGAGACUUGUAUAUGACACUAAUAUAAGAAUGAAGUAAUUAUUGACUAUAAACAAUUUCAGAUUCAUAUCAUCACCAAAAUAUCUAAUAAAUCAUUCAAUCCGUCUCACAAAAGAAAUUAUAUUUUCUUAAUUCAAAAUUUAAAUUACGGUGCAAGUCAGUAGUGGACCACGUAAAGUCGACAACAAGAUUGGAAAAUAAGAAGGGAAAGCAGAUACAAAAUUAAUAAUCAUGAUUUGA